AUGGUUUCACCCCAACUGAAUGUACAUCGUAAACGUGUCUUAAUUCAUUCAUUGCAUGAAGCUAAGUUAACCCCAGAUCUUGAUUUAUUGGAUGCUGAUCUAACACAAAUGCCGUUGGGUGACUAUGAAACAUCAGGUAUCGUUCGUGAUUAUUCAUUAAUUAAUCUGCAAGAUAUCGAUUUAUUUAAUUCAUCAUUGAAUUAUCUUAUAUUGACAGGCGCAAAUUUUGCUCGAGCUAAAAUGGUCUUAACUGAUUAA
Didymodactylos carnosus is the source of this 258-nucleotide messenger RNA. Lineage: Eukaryota; Metazoa; Rotifera; Eurotatoria; Philodinida; Philodinidae. The record is from the annotation of a GenBank genome assembly.